AUGGGUCGCGUCCAGGCCGAUCCCCCUGCAUCAUCAUCACAUUCACUCCAUUCUCUCGACGACGCUCCGCCUCCAUAUACCGAUGAUCCCGAACUCAUUCUCGCCCCUGUCCAACCUGUCCAAUCUGUCCAACCUCCCACAAGCAUCCGACCCCUGCGUCUUAUAGACUCAGCCUAUAUUCUCCCUGGCGGCAAAGACGUCAGGCCCACCAACAAGGUCUCUGCCACCCUUGAACCAGCGCUCUCGAACGACAGCAAGGGACUCUACAAUGCCGUUUGCAAGCAAAUAAAGCUGCCGCCACGCCCACUGUUCUACGUCCAUGGCACCCACAGCGAAUCGAGCGGUGACAAAAAGAAGGAUAAAAACAACAAUGUGACAGACUUCGAGUUCAAACUGGAUCUGGCCGAAACAAUGCUGACCGGCUGGGAGGGCGGAUCCAUGGGCGUGAAUUGGAGGGAAGUGGAAAUCCUCGCAGAUGAAGAUCCUAAAUCAGCGUAUCGGGGCGGAAUACUUCGUUCAUGCACAUACAAGCCACCAAAGUCCCAUGGUGCUAUCAGUCUCACGGAGGACAGCGAUGCCCUCCUAGCCCAGGACACCGAUGAGCAGUUUAACAACAGCUCUCAAGGUGCGAAAAACCUGAGAAUGUGGUGCGAGCGAUUCUGUCGCGACCCCGCUUCUGUAAAAUCAUUCACUAUACACCGCGAAAUCGCCGGCUUCGACUCCAACGCUAUGCGUAACGUCCUCUCCUCUCACAUCCGCGAACUCAAUUACCGCGGCUCCAUCAACUUCAGCCUCUUCAUCGCCCAGCGCUCCGUCACAAUCUACUCUCCUCACUGGAUCAACCAGCUCCGCACGAACCGCUUCGUCUGGUGGGCUGUCGUCCUUCUCCAGCUGUGGAUUAUCACGUGGCCAGUUAUUUUCUUCAUGGAGAAGAGGUACGAAGUUGUUCACACCCGCUGGAAUGCGUCGCUUAUACCGGAGUCGGACUCUCCACUGGCUAAGUGCUACGCGUUUGGUCGCGAUGAGUCUUCCCUGGCGGAGUAUUGGGCUCCGGCUGUCAAGCAGGCGGCGUGGACUCGGCGGCAGGGUGAAGGUAAUAUUUUGACGCGGAUGGAUGCAGAUCGCUUGCAGGGGUAUAGUACGCGGCAGCUGCUUGGUCUUCCCGCUCCCAGUUCGGAUACUGAGCUUGAGCGUCGAGAGAGAGUUAAUAAUGGCCGGGCAGGGUUUAUUGAUAAUGUUGUAGGUCUGGUAAGGGGGAUUGGAGAGGCCGGGCAGGAUUGGAGGUUUUCUGCGGGAUGGGGUGCUAACUCUUAG
This is a messenger RNA of Penicillium vulpinum, 1314 nucleotides long. RefSeq lists its product as uncharacterized. Bases 1 to 1314 code for a protein of 437 amino acids. NCBI's taxonomy places the organism in Eukaryota, Fungi, Ascomycota, Eurotiomycetes, Eurotiales, Aspergillaceae. The transcript has 2 exons. The record is from RefSeq and is a predicted model, not a curated record.